Messenger RNA from Theobroma cacao (cacao), 1839 nucleotides. RefSeq names its product phloretin 4'-O-glucosyltransferase-like. Gene Ontology annotation, molecular function: quercetin 7-O-glucosyltransferase activity; quercetin 3-O-glucosyltransferase activity. NCBI's taxonomy places the organism in Eukaryota, Viridiplantae, Streptophyta, Magnoliopsida, Malvales, Malvaceae. The record is from RefSeq and is a predicted model, not a curated record.
UUUGACUAAAUUAUUUCUUGUUGCCCAAGUAGAUUUCCCAAGAAUCGUGCUGUAGGGAACUGUGAUGCAACGGCACAUGUGAUUCCAACAUCAGCACUCCUUUGUCUACUUAAUAUGGACUUACUUCUUACUCCAAACUGCAAUCAGAAUCAGACAGUGUGCUAAAGGGUGCGGCAAUCUUUAAAAUCGUCACCUCUAACGUCAUCUUUUCAGUUUCAUUCACUUAUAAAAUCCCUGGCUUGCCCUUAUCUCAGUUACCUCCCUUCUGUUCCACAAUAGCAACAUUCCCACCCCUCUUCCUUUCUUUCCACGCGCCGCCCUGACCACCACGUCUGCAGCCAUGCCACAACCUCAUUUCCUCCUUGUAACCUACCCUGCCCAAGGCCACAUAAACCCUACCCUCCAAUUUGCCAAGUGUCUUAUACGUAUUGGUGUACGCGUCACCUUCACCACCUGUGUCUCCGCCCGCCGCCGCAUGACCAAGGUCCCCUCCGCCCAAGGCCUAUCAUUCUUAACCUUUUCCGAUGGCUAUGACGAUGGGUUAAAGCCCGGGGAUGACAAAGACCACUACAUGUCUGAGUUCAGGCGUCGAGGCAAAGAAAACCUCAAUGACAUUGUAGUAGGUAGUGACAACGAAGGCAAACCGGUCACUUGCAUUGUUUACUCUUUGCUCCUACCGUGGGCUAUGGAGGUGGCGCGAGAGCAUCACAUCCCAUCAGCUAUGCUUUGGAUUCAACCUGCCACAGUUCUCGACAUCUACUAUUAUUACUUCAAUGGAUACGAGGAAACUAUUAAAGGCCAAGCUGGUGAGUCCAAUUGUCUAAUAGAGUUACCUGGGCUGCCACCGCUUGCAAGCCGUGACCUUCCCUCCUUUGUAGCCGCUUCAAACGCUUACCCUUCGGCAUUGUCAUUGUUUCAACAGCAAUUUGAAUUACUUGCUGAAGAAACGAACGCUAGAGUCCUUGUUAACACCUUUGAUGCUUUGGAACCCGAGGCAUUAAAAGCUAUUGAAAAUUAUAAGAUGUUCGCUGUCGGACCCUUGAUCCUGUCUACUUUUCUAGGUGGAAAAGACCCGUCGGAUGGUUCCUUCAAGGGUGAUCUUUUUCAAUGUUCAAAAGAUUACCUCCAAUGGCUAGACUCAAAACCAAAAUCAACUGUUAUUUAUGUGUCAUUCGGAACUAUGGCUGUUUUAGCAAAGCAGCAAGUAGAGGAAAUCGCUCGAGCUUUAUUGGCCAGUGGGCGACCGUUCUUGUGGGUUAUAAGAAAUCAGAAACAAAAUGGAGAGGAAGAGAAAGAAGAAGAUAAAUUGAGUUGCAGAGAAGAGCUAGAGCAGUUUGGUAUGAUAGUUCCAUGGUGUUCGCAAGUGGAAGUUUUGUCUCAUCCGUCGUUAGGGUGCUUCGUGACGCAUUGCGGUUGGAACUCGACCCUGGAGAGCUUGGCUGCCGGGGUGUCGGUGGUGGCUUUCCCUCAAUGGACCGAUCAAGGAACGAACGCGAAGCUCAUCCAAGAUGUGUGGGAGACGGGGGUGAGAGUGUCGGCGAACGAGGAAGGGAUAGUGGAACGAGGUGAGAUUAAUAGAUGCUUGGAUUUGGUCAUGGGAGACGGAGAGAGAGCGAAUGAAUUAAGAAGGACUGCUGAAAAAUGGAAAGAUUUGGCAAGGGAAGCUGCCAAGGAAGGUGGAUCCUUGGACAUGAACCUGAAGGCUUUCAUAGAUGAUGUUGCUCAAGGUUGCAAGUAAAGUUCAACUUGUGUUUGUACGAUGUAAAAAAAAAGACUAAUAAAUUUCUGAUUAAUUGUGGUCUUUAUUAAUAAGUUUGUUCAGGAUGGAUAUGGGUUUUU